Molecule: messenger RNA, 1265 nt
Organism: Sitophilus oryzae (rice weevil)
Lineage: Eukaryota; Metazoa; Arthropoda; Insecta; Coleoptera; Curculionidae
Exons: 6
Coding region: 167-1237 (356 amino acids)
Biological process (GO): GPI anchor biosynthetic process
Cellular component (GO): endoplasmic reticulum
Molecular function (GO): hydrolase activity
Source: RefSeq, a predicted model, not a curated record
UUUAUUUUUGUCCGAUAUUUGUUUGUAUUUGUGUUUUGCUAAGGUGUUUUGUGAUAUUUUUGGUAUUUGAUUUAUGUGGUCAUUUUUUCAAAAGUAUUUUAAUACUCAAAAAAUGUAAUCUAAUAACAAUGACAUUCUUUUCUAUGAUUCUUUUCAGCAAUUUAGAAUGUUAAGGUUAUCCAAGAAAAGAUUUCUGUUGACUAUUUGGGUAAUUUUAACUCUGUCGUUUAUAUUCUAUUCAGAAUAUCUGCUUUAUAAAUUAAAUACCAAGAAGUGGUAUCAGAUCCCGUGCAGAAAUCCAAGAGAAUGUACAAGAAUUCUGCUUGUAGCUGAUCCACAAAUUAUAGGCAAUUUAAAUGAAGUUUUCCAUCCUGUAACUCCUUUUACUAUUUUAGAUAGUGAUAGAUAUUUAAAAAAUACGUACUCUGUUGCUUACCAGUUUGUAAAACCAGAUGUUAUACUUUUCCUGGGAGAUUUAACAGAUGAAGGCCAUAUUGCUAGCGAUGAUGACUUCUAUAAUUAUGUUAGAAGACUUUUUCAAAUAUUUUUAUAUCCAUUUGAAAAUGACCAACAUGUUAAGCAUAUUUGGAUACCGGGAGAUAAUGACAUUGGUGGAGAGGAUACAAAAGUAACUCUAAAAAAAUUACAAAGAUUUGAUAGAGCAUUUUCACAACCCAGUUUAAACAAAAUAAAUAACAUAACAAUUUUCAAAGUUAAUCGACUUACUUCUAUCAUACCAGAUUAUAAAAAAGAGAGAGAUUUUUAUGAUACUAGUAAUAUUUUUGUUGGUAUUAGUCACAUGCCUUUAAUGUUCCUUCCAUCACCUUUUGUCAGACAAGUGGUUGACAAAAUGUUACCUCACAUAUUUUUUACUGGUCAUGAACAUAAAAGCAUGAUAAUUAGUACAGAUGGUUUGCUACGUCAAGAUUACCAAAUUACACCUGUUACACCCGACAAUACACAAGUGUAUGAAUUUACCUUAGGAGUAACUGAUAUGUAUGAAAUAAUGAUUCCAACAUGUUCUUACAGAAUGGGUACAAAUAAAAUUGGAUAUGGAUUCGCUGUAAUUGAGAAUAAUGAAUUAAAAUUUACUAUAUUAUGGUCACCACACAGAUUUGAACACUUAGCCAUAUACCUGGUUCUGAUUGUAUUACCCCUUCUUAUAUUUUGCAUAUCCAAAAGUUGUGGCUGUGUUAUAAAAUUAUCAAAAUCAAAUUAUAAGUAUUCAUAUUUAUAAUAUUUUGUAUUAUACAUUGUAUAUAAUA